Messenger RNA from Paramuricea clavata, 1339 nucleotides. The record is from the annotation of a GenBank genome assembly. Lineage: Eukaryota; Metazoa; Cnidaria; Anthozoa; Malacalcyonacea; Plexauridae.
AUGGACGAAAUUGGAAUUUCUGGAAAAGUCGAGGUAUUUAUUUUUCUCUGAAUGGGUACUUCGCAUGAAACUUGGCAUAAUGGUCACGAUCCAAUGAUCGAAAUACUCCAGUUUCUUUAUUUUGAAAUUUGGGAAUGACUGAAUGUACGUUUGAUUUUUAGGUGACUAUUUUGCUAUUUGCCAAGGCCAAAGAACUUGCGAACACAGGUCAAGGUUCGCUCAACUUGCCAAGCCAAGCCAAAGGUCGUUUGAUUCUUGAAGAAAUUCUUUGUACCUGGCCAAGGUAAUUGUUUUAUAAGGGCGAUGCAGUUAGCCGUAUACAUUUACCAUUCUGGUGUAUGAAAAUUACUGCUAACUCCACAAUUGCUAUUCAUUUAGUUUAUGGUGCAAUUUCUUUACAUGUGUUUAUAUUUCUGUUACAUACACCAGGAUGAAAAUUGUAUACGACUAAUCAUGUCUUGCCAUCUACACAACACAAUGAGUCCUUUAAACGCGCUAUGAUUCCUAUAUUCAUGACAGCCGUCUUUGUGCACGCCUAAUUACAGGAAUGGCAAAUUUGCCUGCAUAGCCUGCCCAAAUCAUAAUCUAUUUAACCCCAACCUGUUUAAUCCAUUAGAUUGCAUUGUACCCUGCUUCAUUAUUUUCAGGGAUGGAUCCAGCAUGAUCUGGUGGGUGCUCUGCCAGCUCUAGUGCCAAGUUGUGUCGGUCAUGUGUGCCGCCCGCCCGUCAACUUACUUCACUGCUGCAAAGUCUUGCUUGACUACUGUAUUUGAAUUGUAAUUGUUGUUCACAGUUCGCUUAUCAUCAUGUUAUUACUCAAAUUACUGUAUUUUGUCUCUGAUAAUUUUUGCUUUAUCAUGAAAAAUAGCACACCCCCCCCAUACCCCCCCUGGCCAGGGCUAGGGGGGGGUGCACACCUCCAGUAAAUCCAUUCCUGAUUAUUUUACUCCGUCUAAUACCUGGCCCAUGUAUGUCCAGUUAACGCAUUAAGUUGCAUUGCACCCUAAUGCUCCAUACUUUCUAAUGCCUCUCUAAUGCCAGAUGAUUUUACUCAUCAAGGAGAGAAUGCUACCACUCAAUGAGUUAAGUGCAAUGUGCCCUACUUUACAUUUUACUCUGUCUAAUGCCAGACAAUUUUACUCGUCAAGGGGAGAACGCUGGUGGUGCUCAAUGCCGGGUUAUUAAUUUUUUUACCAUUCUGGAUUUCCUUUGCAGUCUGCAACCACUUUCAUCAUGUCUGAUGCUUGCUCUGAAUGAGACAUACAUAGAUCUUGAGGAAACAGUGAACUUGAAAAACGCUGAUGAAAUAGCUGUCAUCCCACCUCUAAGCGGAGGUUGA